UUCAAAGCGACAACAGCCGGCGUCGGGAGUGAGGCUAGUCGCAAAACGGGAAGUCCCGCCGUGACGGUAUACGUAUCUAAAAUUUAACCAAUGUUGUUUAAUCGUAGUAUUCACUUCUAUUGUUUUGGGAUACAGGCAGCAAACUUUCAUAAGUUCAGCAAGUCUUACAAAAAAACUUGGAAAUGUGAAGAUUGCAAAUUAGUGAAAAUUGUUAAGAACAACGUAAAUUGGACACAGGAACUGGAAGACGACAGAGAACUGGGUGAGUGUGAACAGAUUAUUAUGACUUCACAUAAUUAUAGUAAAAACGUGGAUAGAACACCAGAUAAUCUAACUUUCACUCCAACGUCACCCUUAAGUAUAACUACCAAAAAUUCUGAAGUAAUUUUACAAGAAGUCAAACUUAUACACUUUGAGUUGAGUAACAUAAAAGAAACAAACAAAGAAAUUCAGAAAUCGAUAGAAUUCUUAGCAAACAAGUUUGACAAAAUGGAAGAGAGAAUUAAUAUUUUAGAGAGAAACUAUGUAACUGUUAUAGAAACAAUGACAGAACUAAAAGAAGAGAAUAAAAGUACAAAGAUAGAAUUAAAUUCUUUAAAAGAAAAAUUCUGCAUGUUGGAGCAGGAUCUAAACAACUCUAGUUUGGAGAUUGUUGGCGUGCCGACACUUCAGAAUGAGAAUUUAACAGAAAUAGCAUAUAAAAUUUUUUCGUUUAUUGACGAUAAUUUUAAUCAAUCAGGUCUAUUGAAUGUCUAUAGAAUUAAAUCCACUAAUAACGAAAGAAAUGAAUUCAAAACUAAAUCGCAACCAAUUAUAGUGAAAUGUGCCAAUUCAGUUGUCAAACAAAAAAUUAUAAAUAAUAUUAAAAAGAAGAAGAUAAAAAUAACUACAAAUGCGUGUCAUAUUAUAAAUGAGGAAUAUAGAAUAUAUAUAAAUGAACAUCUUACUCCAUAUUAUAGAAAUAUUUUCUAUAAAACCAGAAUGUUAAAAAAACAAGGAAAAAUAUUAAACACUUGGACGAAUAACGGAAAUGUGUAUUUAAAAAAGGAUACUUCUUCUCCAACAAUUCGGAUACCAACAUUGGACAGUUUAGAGAAAAUUUUUCGGAAUGAUUGAAUUAUUAACACAUACAAAGAUAGAUGACUUCUCCAAAAAGGGCAUAUUCGUUUUUUAUUGCAACGUAAGAGGCUUAAAUAAUAAAUAUUUAGAAAUACUUAAAACAACCGAGGAAUAUAACUGCAACUUUGAUGUAUUAGCUUUUUGCGAAACUUGGACAAAUGAUGUAAAUCCUCCACCAUAUAUAAAAGACUAUCGGCUA
Messenger RNA from Centruroides sculpturatus (bark scorpion), 1318 nucleotides. RefSeq lists its product as uncharacterized. The transcript is spliced from 2 exons. Bases 91 to 1116 code for a protein of 341 amino acids. NCBI's taxonomy places the organism in Eukaryota, Metazoa, Arthropoda, Arachnida, Scorpiones, Buthidae. The record is from RefSeq and is a predicted model, not a curated record.